AAGCGGUCAGAGCUGAUGGCAGCAUUUCUACGCGAAGUGGACAUUUGGUUUGGAUUUAGCCAUCCUCACGUAGUUCGUCUCUUCGGUGCGUGCCAUGUUGGGCGACCAUUUUUUGUUUGUGAAUACGCCACGAACGGGACGCUAGUCCGCUAUCUGAGAAAACACCCCAAUGAUCUAUGGCAAAAGUUGCAUGAAACCGCGUUGGGUGUACAGUACCUGCAUGCGCGUGGUGUUGUCCAUGGUGAUCUGAAAGGGAGUAAUAUCGUCAUUGGGAGUGACAAGAAAGCGAAAGUGACCGAUUUUGGUCUUAGCAUCAACGCCGACGACGUCUCCGACCCGCGAAUCUCCGGUGCGUCUCAUUGGGUGGCGCCUGAGUGUUUUAUCAGAAAUGAUUCACGGCCGACCUUCGCGUCAGACAUCUAUUCUUUGGGUAUGUGUAUUGUGGAAGCACUGCGUGCGUGCCUACCUUGGGGCAGUCUGGGGAAUACCGUGGUGAAGCAACACGUAAGGCAGGGCAAGUUGCCUUCUCCGUCGCCUCUGAUCUGCCUGGGUAAGCAAUGGGAACUAGUGCAACGAAUGUGCGCCUUUGAACCGGAAAAGCGCCUGAAAUUCUCAACGGUA
Molecule: messenger RNA, 621 nt
Organism: Phytophthora sojae
Lineage: Eukaryota; Oomycota; Peronosporomycetes; Peronosporales; Peronosporaceae
Exons: 2
Biological process (GO): protein phosphorylation
Molecular function (GO): ATP binding; protein kinase activity
Source: RefSeq, a predicted model, not a curated record